AUGAUGGAAGAAAGACCAAUUGUAAUGGAGGCACCACUGGUAAUUGAAGGCCAGAAGGUUAGGAUGAUAGCAUUUCCAAGUGAGACACCUCCAGAUGCACAGCCAAUAAUACAAAGAACACUUGAUGUACUCAAGCCAAAGACAGCCUUUGUCCUAGACCAUGUCCUAUCACCAUCAGAGUGCAAAUAUAUAAUUGACAAGGGAGAAGAGAUUGGCUUUGAUAACUUAAAGUUCUAUAAGACACAGUAUAGAGGCAAUGUUAGGAUCAUGGUAUCAAGCCAUUCAUUGAGUGCAACAGUGUUUGAGAGGAUAAAGCAGUAUUUGCCAGACAACUUGAACAUCUCUCUAAAGUAUGACUCGAUCAAUGGAAAGUGGAAGUUGCACGAGGUCAAUGAGAUGUGGCGUCUGUGCAAGUAUAACCUGGGUGGCGCAUUCGCCCCGCAUUUGGACGGCAACUUUGUACGCGACAGUGACAACCGAUCAUACCUCACCUUUAUGAUAUACCUUAGCGAGGGCAUCGAUGGCGGCGCCACAAGAUUCUUGGAGCAACACUCACACAAGGUGGUGGCAUCCGUGCAGCCCAAGGUUGGCUCAGUCCUGGUGUUCCAGCAUGACAUGUGGCAUGAUGGSGAGACAGUAAACGCUGGCCUAAAGUACAUCAUGCGAACUGAUGUGAUGUAUAGACGUGUGGACACGACGCGAACUGCACAGGAACAACUCAACGAACAAAAGGCACGCCAUUUAAUCAAGGAGGCCGAAUCCCUGGAAUAUACCAACCCAUCAGGGGCUGUAUCAUUGCUGAAACAAGCGUACAAGAUCUAUCCACCUAUCGAG
Acytostelium subglobosum LB1 is the source of this 834-nucleotide messenger RNA. RefSeq lists its product as hypothetical. Gene Ontology annotation, biological process: peptidyl-proline hydroxylation to 4-hydroxy-L-proline. Gene Ontology annotation, cellular component: endoplasmic reticulum. The annotation marks the transcript as partial. Lineage: Eukaryota; Evosea; Eumycetozoa; Acytosteliales; Acytosteliaceae. The record is from RefSeq and is a predicted model, not a curated record. Gene Ontology annotation, molecular function: iron ion binding; L-ascorbic acid binding; procollagen-proline 4-dioxygenase activity. The transcript has 2 exons.